Pocillopora meandrina is the source of this 12773-nucleotide messenger RNA. The record is from the annotation of a GenBank genome assembly. Lineage: Eukaryota; Metazoa; Cnidaria; Anthozoa; Scleractinia; Pocilloporidae.
GAUCGGGACGUUUUGAUUAUAAGCCUUCUUCGUGCAAACCUGACCAUCACGAUCUAAAGUGGCAGUGAAAAGAUCGAAAGACAAACGAUAGCAUUUAUCAGCCUCAGUUGUUCCUCAAGACACUGAAAUUAGCCUCGCUGGUAAGUACAUUGUGUCAUAAUGUAAUUUAGUUGUUUCUGUAGCGGUCCAGGACUUGCUAAUUUUGAAACUGAAACCAAACUUCUACGUACUUUUGGACAACAGCAAGAAAUAGAAAAUUUGUCUUCAAUCUCGAGAUUGAUAAAGGAUCACAAACCUUCUUGUCGGUUUAGUCAUUGCGUAUGUUUUGAUGUUGGGAAAGUUUUGCGAAUCUAUGUCUAAGAGAACACUAUAGAAACAAACUGACAAAAACCAACUCCGCAUUCGAUCAGAGAUCUUUUCGAAUUCACCGUUGUCCAUAAACAUUUUCCCCUAAUUUUGAAACCUCAUACACUCUUAGCUGGCGGUCUAUUUUGAUGAAGAAAUCAUAAGUUACGUGUUAUUGCUGAAGAUUUUGAACUUUAUACUGAAUUGUUCGUUCGGGAGUUUUUCCUCCGGUGAAAGGCUCCCAAUUUUGAACUUUUUCCUUGUUUGCUCCAAUAAUUGUUUGAAUGCAGUUCUAAAGAAAAAUUUGAGCAGGACAUUCUAGAAGAAGACAUGUGAAUAUGGUUGACCAAUGUUGAAGAGUAUACUCCAAUUACUUAAAAUAUCACACCCGACACAAUCGCCAGAUUUAGUAUUUUCUUGGAGUUGUCUUUUGUGUGCUUUGUAUUCAGAGAGGGAUUACGGAAUGGUGUGGAGGUAAACCUCCUUGCCCCUCUCCCCACAACCCACUCCUGCCGAUUCGAGACUUUCUUAAGAUAUUGCCUUAAGGACACACUCAACGGAUCAGCGCACAAAUGUGACGUUUGCGGUUAUCGACGCCAUCCAAACAGACGCAAUGUCAUUGGAUAAUUAUUCGUUAGGGUCACAAGACAGUGGUUUCGCUAUCGUGUUCUGUUUACGAGUUGAAGGCUGGUUGCGCAUGAAGCAUUUUUGUUUGUUGUCUUGUCUGGUUGUUGCAGAAUUUCCCACUUCGAUAAGGAAAAUCUCUGCGGAGAGCUGGUUCGACAACCAAUAGGACAAUAUCGUUCCGCUUUCUUGCGAUUAUUUAAGAUCCAUACAAUAUCCGUACUUUCUACGUUCAAUCGAUCACGAUCUUUUGUUACAAGAUAGUGAUUCUAUUUAUCUGCUAUUACAACAGAAUUACACGCCUGAACUAUGUAAAACCAAGAUUGACAUCAGUUAUUUGAAGUUUUUCCCAAGAAAAUUCCUUAUCGGAUUAUUUGAGACCAUUAUUGAUUGUCUAUAUCACUUCUGCUGUGCGCAAUCUGAACAUUCUUGCUACAUGUCUGUCAUUACUAUGCUAAGCUCAAUUAUACAUCUAAAUCUUAAGUAACCCUGAGCUUAAUUGCUGAAUUAGAAAUUAAAGCAUCACGCGAUACGCUUACAAGAUUGUCGCCACACUGGCUGAAAUUUUGACGCUUGUACGGAAAUCAAAACUAACUGUUGUACUUGUUAAAAAGGCUGUUUAAAUUUAAUUUGUUAUCCGUACUUCUGCUCCGAAAAGGACUUUGAUCGAAAUAUUCUUGGACAUAAUUUAAAUUCGAUUGUUGUAGUAAUCACGCCAGGCACGCGUGCCCGAAGGUUGCCUCUUCAUCCGCUUUUUUCUUGAGUUAGGGAUGUUAGAAUGGUGUCUAUAUUAAUACCCUCGCCCCCGCCCCCGCCCCGCCCCCCCACCCCACCCCACUUUCGCUGAUAGGGAAGUUUUCUAGAUAACUACCCACUGAACUGGGGAAGGGGACAUAUUCCAUGCUCUACGGUGAGGAACUCCUUCGUUCUCCUCAUUUUAGUAAUUCAGUCCUUGUUCAUGCUGAAAAAGGACUUUGAUCUAAACAUUCUGUAACAGAACAAUGAAACAUUGUUGGCCUCUGUUUAAGAAUUCACAUUUUCAUAUCCAAGAGGAAAUAAAUUAUCUUGUCUCAACUGACGCAACCCUACUCAGUAAAGUAAUUACUUUAGCGAAUCAAGAGAAAUGGCCCAUUGGAUGACAUCAUAUUCAUUUGAUCAACGCCUUCUCCAUUAAAAGUUUCUCGAGGUUUUUUUCUUGUAAAUUAAGAUCUUCUGGAUGAGCCCCCUCUCAAGUGAGCCACGAAUUGUGUACACUUUUGUAGGGCGAAAGAAGUUUGAACAAUAAUCUUGACUAAUGCAUAGUACCUGUAGGGUGCAAACUUUAAGGCUUGUGAGAUCUCUUGUGUGGGAGAUAGAGAAGGAAAAAAAUUAGCAGCAAAGAAAACAAAUUCUCUUCGCUAAGUGUCUUUUUAAAUCAUGUUCCGAAUGUCAGUAUUCCAUAGAAUUAUACCUGUUAAUUCCAAUAGAAAUCCUUUUUCCAGCCAGUUUUCAUCAAAAAUUCCGUUUCGUUUUUCAUUAUUCCUUUAUUACGCAUGACCAGCUGCGAAUGUAAUCCUUGACUGAUUACGGUCACAUAGACCGUGGACAGAAAGUAAACAUUUUUCGGAAUACUUGCAAAAGAAACCUUGAGGAACAGAAACUCAGUAAUUGUGGCAGCACUUGAUGCAGAAGGCGCAGGAUGGCUGCUUCCGCCGGAAGGAGUCCAGAAUUUCUAACAGCGUAUUUAAAAAGUUUUGAUACCCAUUAAAUUAUUGGGCCAAAGCGCUUCAAAUGUCUGUGUCAUUUUGUGAUCGGAAGUGAAAGACCGAAAAUAACAACAGACUACACUUAAUACUUGUUAAUUUAAAAAAUAACUUACAUGUUGCCCCUGCGUUUGUUCAUUAAGAAAUCACAGAUGACGUCAAAAUGUGAUAAGAACAAAGAAAAGGCACACUGAUGUUUUUACCACAUUUGUGACGUCAUCUGUGAUCUAUUAUCAUAAAGAACCCAGGCAACAUGGAUUCUAUUUGUUUUGUACAAUAAAUGCAUUUGUCCUCCAAUAGAUCUUAGGUAAGAACCAAACACAGUGCCUGCGUUUUUUGCUUAUGAUAAAAAAAAAGAACCUACAGAUAAUUUUGCUGCUUGAGCAGCUUUAAAAGCACGUGAUUCUAAAUUGUUCAACCUUUGAUUGCAGACAGUUCAAGUAUUCCCAAGUUUUGUCAAACUUCUAGAACGGUAUGUAUCAUUUAACUCACUGAUUCGAAAGUAAGUUCCAAGUAACCUUUUAAAGGGAAGUUGCGUGACAUGUGACUCACGCAGUCACGGUUAGGUUAAGAUUGAAAUAGGAGAGGUGAUAAUUAGAGUGAUAGGUUUGAGGAGAGAGCGUUGGAAGUUUGUGACGUGGUGAACGUUAAUGAUAAACAAUGAAAGAAUUUGACGACUGAGAGUAAAGUGUACCCUACAGGUUCGGUACACUUUUCCUCUAAAUUUAUUUUUGUUUCCGAUCUCUAGCUUCACAGUAAUCAUUCCUUUCCUUUCGCCGAGAAACCACGGGUUACGAUAGCACGUAAAUUAAAGUUAACUGUCACGUGUGGUGUGUAUCAUCAUCAUCAUUAUCAUCAUCAUCGCUCGUUGGGCCAGUAAGUGCAUAAGGCCGUCACAUUGUCCGCCCAACCCCCCUGUUGCGUGCCGCCGCCCCAGCCACAAUCCAGCUCUUCCAUAUCGUCUUGCCUUUUUCCUCUUUCAACAGUCCCUCUCAACCGGGCCUUUAGUCUCCCUCUCGCCCUUCGACAUUCUGGUGUCCACCCCAAUACCGCAAAAAAGUCGUUCAUACACUUUCUCCUGAGUACGUGUCCUAAACAGCUCCACCUUCUUCUUCCCACCUCCCAGCUAAUUUUAUUGGUGUCUGCCAUUUAAACUACUCUCCUGUUUGUCAUUAUUUGCUGCCAUCUUGUCCUCAGUAUCCGUCUUAGGCAUUAGUACUAAAAACUGUUCAGUUUUCUUUCAACGGUCUUUGUGAUCUUCCAGGUUUCACAACCAUGUAGCGGGACCGGCCGAACUAAAGUCUUGAAUAGGCAUAUCAUGGCUCUCUUUCCUAUUCCUCUGGCUACCCACUCCUUCCAUAGCCUCUGGAAUGCACCUCGUGCCUUCUGCAUUCUGUUCCUAAUAUCUUCACUUCCUCCACCUUUCUUUUCUACAAUAGCUCCAAGAUACGCAAACUCCUCGACAUCUUUCACUUCUUCACUAUUUACCACAAUGCUCUCCCUGUUCCUUACAAACUCAGUCCUCAGUGUCUUGCUAUUGUCUUCCUCAUGAUCCAACCCAUGGCCAGUAGGAAUAAGAAUCCUGACAUUACGUAUCCCUGCUUUACUCCUGACUAAAUCUUGAACCAGUCUGAUAUCUCAAAUCCAUCGAUUACGGUCCACUCUCACCAUCUUGUGCGGUAUUCCAUAACUCCCCAUGAUGUUCCACAAUCUUUCUCCGUGUACCGAAUCGAGGGCUUUUUUCAAAGUUCCCAAAGUGCGUGUGCAGACUCGCCCUCCAGUCGUUUGCCUGCUCUAAGAUGUUUUUUUAAUGUAAAGAUCUGUUCAGUUGUAUUUCCAUUUGGUCUAAAGCCAGCCUGCUCUUUUUUAAGCUUCUUGUCUAUACCUUUUUUGAUCCGUUCUAGCAGCAUCCUGUGGAAUAUUUUGCUGAUGAUGGGUAGCAAAGUCACUCCUCUCCAAUUGUUACAAUCACGGAAAUCACCUUUCUUGAAUAUACUGACAACAAGUUCCUUCUUACACACUUCUGGCCACCAUUAACUUUUCUAAAGCCCGUUAUAUCAUCUAGUCAGCCUACUUGCGGUGUAUUCCAUGUCAGCCCUCAGUAGGCUGGGCCCACUUCAUCUACUCCAGCUCCCCUGGCUUUGUCUUCCUCAACGUAUCCUUAACCUCUUGUAUUCGCCAUCUUCAUUAUCACUUUAUAAACAAAGAUUUUAUUUGAGACGAAUUAAUUGCCUUCCAGAUUGAGUCGAUCACCUUGUACAUUCAUUUCUUGACGGCAUAAACACUCGUUUUCUGAUGGCAUCUCUUGACAGUUGCCGCAAGAGCAACACUCGCGAUAUCCAAGACGUGAGCGCGAAGAUGUUUCUUCUUGUAUCUCUUCCUGAGUUUCUUCGUCAACAGAGAUUUCUUCUUCUCCUGAAGAUGAGCUAUGUUGCGGCUCAAACAUGAAUGGACGAAUUACACCGUCUGGAUUAAGAUCCAAGUCGAGAAUUGAGUAGUUAUCGCUCUCUUUGCCGCUGUUUUAUAUGUUUUCAUCCAUCUUAGUCGAGAUUACAACGCUUGACUAUUGCUACGUCAUAGAUACGUCAUAACAAAGAUGACGGAUUUUAAUUCAAAAAUGUCAAUUUUUUAAACGUAAUUUCUGUCAACAAACAAACUUUAAGCUCAAAUGAAUUGCCAGUUAAGAAAAAACAAGUCAGAAUAUUUUGAUUUAGGCAAAUUUUUUCUAGACCGUACUGCCCCUUUAAUGGUCCUCAUGCCGAUUGGCAUCCAUUCCAUUAAGGCUCUCUUUGCCCUCACACUCAUCGUGAUAGUGACUCCUCCUUGUUAUGGCCCCAGUAGUAACACCCCCGGUUUGAGUGGUAUUGUCGAUGCAUCCGGUUUCUGUAACAUUCAGGUCAACUGUGUCUCGCAAAAAUACCCAUCGUGGAGCCAAGUGAGUACUGAAAGAAAAAAACAAAUUAACAAAUAAGGAAGCAGGAAGAUGGUUUCUUUCACACAUAAAUCGUAUCCCUGUUGCUUUGAACACUUUUCCGUAUUAUACUAACAUUUAAGUUAUGAGUGACAGUGAAUCUUUAUCACUCUCUUUUCCUCCCUUCUAUUUGCCUCUGACUCCAUCGAGCAAAUUGUUUUGAAAGAGAGAGUUUUUCAAUUGCCCUUAAUUCCUCUCUAGAAUAUAAUUGACAUGUAUCAGCGAAAAUAUCUUGGUAGGUAAAUAAAUAUUCACACCAAGUACCACAAAACCGUUAAAGGAUCAGCAAAAGUAUAGCGACCUACUCACAUAACCGAAUUGGGUACUAACAUAACUAUGGUUUUAAUAGGAUAUAACGGAUAAUGGCCACUGGGUUGAAGUACACCACAGAGCAACUGAAUUACUACAGGAUUUGUUACGUUGUCACUGACAUACUAACUGAGGGUCUGCGAACCAUCUUCAAACAAGAAUGGGACAAUCGAUACAAGACAACACUGGGGGAAUGGAAAGAUCAACCCAAAAAUGGAAUGGACUUCUGGAAUGGCGAGUCUACUCGAAACAGAAAAAGAAACGCUGGGCUGUUGUCAACCAUGAAGAAUGGCGAUAGAGCUGAAUGGGAUUGUACCAUGCUGUUUUACGCUAUCCUGUAUUCAGAUUGCAUAUAUUCACUCAAUCCAUCAGUUAGAUCAAAUGUGGACGACCUAAGGAAAUUUCGAAAUGAAGAAUUUGCACAUAUGCGACGGGGCCACCUCUCCAACGGAGAUUUCCAAAUUGUUAUUACAAAGGUUAAAACUGCAUUCCACGCACUCGGUCUCCCGACAUUGAAAAUCAAUGAAGUUCAAAAUCAGACAAACUUCUUAACAGAGGAGUUAGACGAGGUUUUAAGGAAGGUGGACGACUUGAAACAAGAAGUUAACAAGAAGGAAAAGGAAGUUCUAGAAAAGGACAAGGAAGUUCAACAAAAAGAAGAACAGAGGCUUGCCUUAGAAGAGCAAUUACAUUCCGAUAUCUCUCCAUUUUGCAUUCUCCCUCCCAAACCUAGCCACGACAUCGCUCCUCGGGAAUCUGAAGUUGGUGAAGUUUUACAAAACCUCCAGACACUAAAAGACGCCAAUGAUGGGUUGAGCAUACUGUAUUUGUCAGGAAAUCCAGGAAGUGGAAAAUCUCAGCUGGCCCGUUUAGCAGCCAAGCGAUUUUACGACGAGGUCGAACAAAUACCUUCCGCAGCUUCAUUUGUCAUGACGUUGAAUGCUGAAAACUCAGAAGCACUUUUGAAAUCGUAUGUCCUUUUCGCUCAACAUUGCAAAUGUCCCGGGUAUGAAAUAACAAACACUUACCGCUCCAAGGAUUUGAACACAGACGAGAAGAUUUCAUAUUUCAAGACCUUAAUAAGUACAAAAGUUAAGCAUUACGCUUCAUGGCUGUUGGUAGUUGAUAAUGUGACCAGCGAAUCUCGUACAAGCGACUAUUUGCCAGAUGCAGACAGCAAGUUGUGGGCAAGGGGUCAGAUGCUAAUAACAACACGAGACACUGCGUCUAUACCGUUGUCAAGCUCUUCCAUACGAAAUAUCUCACUCAGCGCUGGAAUGCAUCCUGAUGAUGCAUACUUUCUGCUGAACCUCCUCACUGGAACCACGGAUGGCGAGAUUAUAAAAGAAACUGCGAAAGUACUCGACUACCAGCCACUUGCCUUGGCAGGCGCAGCUACGUAUGUAAGACAAGUUCGUCAGAAUAAAGCAACCUCGAAGUUUGGCUGGACCGACUAUUUAAAGAAAUUGGAAAUGGGGAAACGAAGUGCUACUGAAAACAUUCUUGCUGAGACAAAUCCAUGCUAUUCAAAGUCCAUGACCAAAGCAAUAACACUCGCCGUCGAAAAGGCGAUGACAGAUGACAUAAUUUGGCAUCGCACGUUCCUUUUUCUCUCAAUGUGUGCAUCACAGCCGAUCCUGCAAGACAUUAUUACCGAGUAUAUCAAAGCUGAUGACGAUUUUGAAGAUGAAGAUAUGAUAAGAACAAGGAUGAGUCGAUGUUCACUGUUGCUAAUUGAAGAAGAAUCAACUGGUGUUUAUAUUCGAGUCCAUGGUGUGGUUCUUGAUGUUAUUAAAUCUGCGACAAAAGGUUUCGCAAAGGAUCAAAGCUACAAAGUGGUGUAUGGCGCGGUAAUGUCUUUCUCAAAAUUUGAAGAGCUAGAAUCUAUUUUUGUGGCAACAAGAAUAGUUCCCCAUCUUCAAACGUUGAGCUUAAAAAUUGAAGACAUGUCACUCGGGAAAGGAAUACCAGAAGCGACCAAAAGAGCCUUGUGUAAUUUUCUGGAUGGCCUUUGGAGCCUUAAUAACAUGUGCCUAAACCAUAGUGAGUUUAGAGCGGCGCUAGUCUAUGGUAAAUGGCUGUUAAAAAUUCAGAUGAAACAACUGGGACCUGAGCAUGUUGAUGUUGCAGGCUCUUACAACAAUCUGGGUACUUUACAUAAUGCUCUGGGCGACACAGAUGAAGCAAAAGACUACUAUAAGCGUGCACUGGAAAUUCUUCUGAAAAAGCUGGGACCUGAGCAUGUUGAUGUUGCACGCUCUUACAACAAUCUGGGUACUUUACAUAAGGCUCUGGGCGACACAGAUGAAGCAAAAGACUGCUAUAAGCGUGCACUGGAGAUUAAGAUGAAACAGCUGGGACCUGAGCAUGUUGAUGUUGCAAGCUCUUACAACAAUCUGGGUGCUUUACACAGUGAUCUGGGCGACACAGAUGAAGCAAAAGACUGCUAUAAGCGUGCACUGGAGAUUAAGAUGAAACAGCUGGGACCUGAGCAUGUUGAUGUUGCAAGCUCUUACAACAAUCUGGGUAAUUUACACAGUGGUCUGGGCGACACAGAUGAAGCAAAAGACUGCCAUAAGCGUGCACUGGAGAUUCGUCUGAAACAGCUGGGACCUGAGCAUGUUGAUGUUGCAAGCUCUUACAACAAUCUGGGUACUUUACACAAGGCUCUGGGCGACACAGAUGAAGCAAAAGACUGCUAUAAGCGUGCACUGGAGAUUCGUCUGAAAAAACUUGGACCUGAGCAUGUUGAUGUUGCAAGCUCUUACAACAAUCUGGGUACUUUACAUAUGGCUCUGGGCGACACAGAUGAAGCAAAAGACUGCUAUAAGCGUGCACUGGAGAUUCGUCUGAAGAAGCAGGGACCUGAGCAUGUUGAUGUUGCAGGCUCUUACAACAAUCUGGGUACUUUACAUAAGGCUCUGGGCGACACAGAUGAAGCAAAAGACUGCUAUAAGCGUGCACUGGAGAUUAGUCUGAAAAAGCUUGGACCUGAGCAUGUUGAUGUUGCAAGCUCUUACAACAAUCUGGGUACUUUACAUAUGGCUCUGGGCGACACAGAUGAAGCAAAAGACUGCUAUAAGCGUGCACUGGAGAUUCGUCUGAAAAAGCAGGGACCUGAGCAUGUUGAUGUUGCAAGCUCUUACAACAAUCUGGGUACUUUACAUAAGGCUCUGGGCGACACAGAUGAAGCAAAAGACUGCUAUAAGCGUGCACUGGAGAUUCGUCUGAAAAAGCAGGGACCUGAGCAUGUUGAUGUUGCAGGCUCUUACAACAAUCUGGGUACUUUACAUAAGGCUCUGGGCGACACAGAUGAAGCAAAAGACUGCUAUAAGCGUGCACUGGAGAUUAAGAGGAAACAGCUGGGACCUGAGCAUGUUGAUGUUGCAAGGUGUUACAAUAAUCUGGGUACUUUACAUAAGGCUCUGGGCGACAUAGAUGAAGCAAAAGACUGCUAUAAGCGUGCACUGGAGAUUAAGAGGAAACAGCUGGGAACUGGGCAUGUUGAUGUUGCAAGCUCUUACAACAAUCUGGGUAAUUUACAUAAGGCUCUCGGCGACACAGAUGAAGCAAAAGACUGCUAUAAACGUGCACUGGAGAUUCGUCUGAAAAAGCUGGGACCUGAGCAUGUUGAUGUUGCAAGGUGUUACAACAAUCUGGGUACUUUACAUAAGGCUCUGGGCAAUACAGAUGAAGCAAAAGACUACUAUAAGGGUGCACUGGAAAUUCUUCUGAAAAAGCUGGGACCUGAGCAUGUUCAUGUUGCACGCUCUUACAACAAUCUGGGAACUUUACAUAAGGCUCUGGGCGACACAGAUGAAGCAAAAGACUGCUAUAAACGUGCACUGGAGAUAAAGAUGAAACAGCUGGGACCUGAGCAUGUUGAUGUUGCAAGCUCUUACAACAAUCUGGGUAAUUUACACAGUGAUCUGGGCGACACAGAUGAAGCAAAAGACUGCUAUAAGCGUGCACUGGAGAUUGAGAUGAAACAGCUGGGACCUGAGCAUGUUGAUGUUGCAAGCUCUUACAACAAUCUGGGUAAUUUACACAGUGAUCUGGGCAACACAGAUGAAGCAAAAGAUUGCUAUAGGCGUGCACUGGAGAUUCGUCUGAAACAGCUGGGACCUGAGCACGUUGAUGUUGCAAGCUCUUACAACAAUCUGGGUACUUUACAUAAGGCUCUGGGCGACACAGAUGUAGCAAAAGACUGCUAUAAGCGUGCACUGGAGAUUCGUCUGAUACAGCUGGGACCUGAGCACGUUGAUGUUGCAAGCUCUUACAACAAUCUGGGUAAUUUACACAGUGAUCUGGGCGACACAGAUGAAGCAAAAGACUGCCAUAAGCGUGCGCUGGAGAUUCGUCUGAAAAAGCAGGGACCUGAGCAUGUUGAUGUUGCAAGCUCUUACAACAAUCUGGGUACUUUACAUAAGACUCUGGGCGACACAGAUGAAGCAAAAGACUGCUAUAAGCGUGCACUGGAGAUUAAGAUGAAACAGCUGGGACCUGAGCAUGUUGAUGUUGCAAGCUCUUACAACAAUCUGGGCAAUUUACACAGUGAUCUGGGCGACACAGAUGAAGCAAAAGACUGCUAUAAGCGUGCACUGGAGAUUAAGAUGAAACGGCUGGGACCUGAGCAUGUUGAUGUUGCAAGGUGUUACAACAAUCUGGGUAAUUUACACAGUGACCUGGGCGACACAGAUGAAGCAAAAGACUGCUAUAAGCGUGCACUGGAGAUUCGUCUGAAACAGCUGGGACCUGAGCAUGUUGACGUUGCAAGCUCGUACAACAAUCUGGGUAAUUUACACAGUAAUAUGGGCGACACAGAUGAAGCAAAAGACUGCUAUAAGCGUGCACUGGAGAUUCGUCUGAAAAAGCAAGGACCUGAGCACGUUGAUGUUGCAAGCUCUUACAACAAUCUGGGUACUUUACAUAAGACUCUGGGCGACACAGAUGAAGCAAAAGACUGCUAUAAGCGUGCACUGGAGAUUAAGAGGAAACAGCUGGGACCUGAGCAUGUUGAUGUUGCAAGCUCUUACAACAAUCUGGGUAAUUUACACAGUGACCUGGGCGACACAGAUGAAGCAAAAGACUGCUAUAAGCGUGCACUGGAGAUUAAGAGGAAACAGCUGGGACCUGAGCAUGUUGAUGUUGCAGGCUCUUACAACAAUCUGGGUACUUUACAUAAGGCUCUGGGCGACACAGAUGAAGCAAAAGACUGCUAUAAGCGUGCACUGGAGAUGAAGAUGAAACAGCUGGGACCCGAGCAUGUUGAUGUUGCAAGCUCUUACAACAAUCUGGGUACUUUACACAGUGAUCUGGGCGACACAUAUGAAGGAAAAGACUGCUAUAACCGUGCACUGGAGAUUAAGAUGAAACAGCUGGGACCUGAGCAUGUUGAUGUUGCAAGCUCUUACAACAAUCUAGGUACUCUUCACAGUGAUCUGGGCGACACAGAUGAAGCAAAAGACUGCUAUAAGCGUGCACUGGAGAUUCGUCCGAAACAGCUGGGACCUGAGCAUGUUGAUGUUGCAAGGUGUUACAAUAAUCUGGGUACCUUACAUAAGGCUCUGGGCGACACAGAUGAAGCAAAAGACUGCUAUAAGCGUGCACUGGAGACUAAGAUGGAACAGCUGGGACCUGAGCAUGUUGAUGUUGCAAGGUGUUACAAUAAUCUGGGUACUUUACAUAAGGCUCUGGGCGACACAGAUGAAGCAAAAGACUGCUAUAAGCGUGCACUGGAGAUUCGUCUGAAAACGCUGGGACCUGAGCAUGUUGAUGUUGCAAGCUCUUACAACAAUCUGGGUACUUUACAUAAGGCUCUGGGCGACACAGAUGAAGCAAAAGACUGCUAUAAACGUGCAGUGGAGAUUCGUCUGAAAAAGCUGGGACCUAAGCAUGUUGAUGUUGCAAGCUCUUACAACAAUCUGGGUAAUUUACACAGUGAUCUGGGCGACACAGAUGAAGCAAAAGACUGCUUUAGCCGUGCACUGGAGACUCGUCUGAAAAAGCUGGGACCUGAGCAUGUUGAUGUUGCAAGGUGUUACAACAAUCUGGGUAAUUUACACAGUGAUCUGGGCGACACAGAUGAAGCAAAAGACUGCUAUAAGUGUGCACUGGGGAUUCGUCUGAAACAGCUGGGACCUGAGCAUGUUGAUGUUGCAAGCUCUUACAACAAUCUGGGUACUUUACAUAAGGCUCUGGGCGACACAGAUGAAGCAAAAGACUGCUAUAAGCGUGCACUGGAGAUUCGUCUGAAACAGCUGGGACCUGAGCAUGUUGAUGUUGCAAGCUCUUACAACAAUCUGGGUAAUUUACACAGUGAUCUGGGCGACACAGAUGAAGCAAAAGACUGCUAUAAGCGUGCAGUGGAGAUUAAGAUGAAACAGCUGGGACCUGAGCAUGUUGAUGUUGCAAGGUGUUACAACAAUCUGGGUACUUUGCAUAAGGCUCUGGGCGACACAGAUGAAGCAAAAGACUGCUAUAAGCGUGCACUGAAGAUUCGUCUUAAAAAGCUGGGACCUGAUCAUGUUGAUGUUGCAAGCUCUUACAACAAUCUGGGUACUUUACAUAAGGCUCUGGGCGACACAGAUGAAGCAAAAGACUGCUAUAAGCGUGCAGUGGAGAUUCGUCUGAAAAAGCUUGGACCUGAGCAUGUUGAUGUUGCAAGCUCUUACAACAAUCUGGGUAAUUUACACAGUGAUCUGGGCGACACAGAUGAAGCAAAAUACUGCUACGAGCGUGCACUGGUAAUUUAUACCUUCAAGUAUGGUCAAGAACAUUCA